Messenger RNA from Chelmon rostratus (copperband butterflyfish), 876 nucleotides. It is a transcript of the gene meox2b, whose product is annotated as mesenchyme homeobox 2b. Gene Ontology annotation, molecular function: DNA-binding transcription factor activity, RNA polymerase II-specific; RNA polymerase II cis-regulatory region sequence-specific DNA binding. NCBI's taxonomy places the organism in Eukaryota, Metazoa, Chordata, Actinopteri, Chaetodontiformes, Chaetodontidae. The coding region runs from base 1 to 876 and encodes 291 amino acids. Gene Ontology annotation, cellular component: nucleus. The transcript has 3 exons. Gene Ontology annotation, biological process: positive regulation of transcription by RNA polymerase II. The record is from RefSeq and is a predicted model, not a curated record.
AUGGAUCACUCUCUGUUUGGUUGUCUACGUAGCCCGCAUGCCCCGGCCCAGGGCCUGCACCCCGCUAUCACUCAAUCGGCGCUGACCCUGCACGGUCGGAGCGACCACGUCUCCUAUCUGGAUCUACCCAGCUCCUCACCUCCUUAUGGCUAUUCUGGAGGAGAAGACAACGGACUGUUUGGCAGUCCAGCCCACCGAGGCCACCUGCCACAGCAGCAGCACCCCCUUCACCCUCAGCACCCACCUGGUUGGCCCGUCCAGCAGAUGCCUUCACCUAAUGCCCGGCAUAGUGUCUGUCUGCCGCCGCUGGAGGCCACGGCCCCAGAACUGUGCUCGGGGGGCCCGAACCUGUGCAGCACCAACCCCAGUCUGGGCAGCAGUGACCCCACAGGGGUGUCAUGUGUGUCUGGAGAAUAUGGCCAGCAGAGUCUGUCUCCAGAGGACACAGACAGAAGGAGCAGCAAAGGCAAGAAUGAUAGCUCAGAGUCCCAAGACAGGAGCUAUAAGUCAGACAUGAACAGCAAGCCCAGGAAGGAGCGCACAGCCUUCACCAAAGAACAGAUCCGGGAACUGGAGUCAGAGUUUGCACACCACAACUAUUUGACCAGACUGAGACGCUACGAAAUAGCUGUCAACCUCGACCUCACGGAACGACAAGUGAAGGUGUGGUUCCAGAACAGGAGAAUGAAGUGGAAGCGUGUGAAGGGAGGGCAGCAGGGAGCAGUAGCUCGUGAGAAAGAACUGGUGAAUGUGAAAAAAGGGAUGUUACUGCCGUCUGAGUUUUCAGGAAUAGUCGGACUGCAGCGCUCACCGAGGCCGGCGGCCGAGGAGGACAGCCACGACAGUGACCAGAGCUCAGAGCAUCCUCACCUAUGA